Hevea brasiliensis (rubber tree) is the source of this 4396-nucleotide messenger RNA. RefSeq lists its product as uncharacterized. NCBI's taxonomy places the organism in Eukaryota, Viridiplantae, Streptophyta, Magnoliopsida, Malpighiales, Euphorbiaceae. The record is from RefSeq and is a predicted model, not a curated record. The coding region runs from base 455 to 3871 and encodes 1138 amino acids. The transcript has 8 exons.
AACGAAAAGGAGAAUCAAACCAAGACCCGGAUGCCAAGUAAACCCCAAGGCUUUCUACAUUCUAAAUUUCCCUAUUCCGUUUCGAUUCCGCUGUUGUUCGAACCCAAGGCUCCUUUAGCUGCCGUCUAUUCCCCUCCCUCCUCAUACAUAUUCUCUCUUUAAUAUACUCAGCAAUCGAAUUAUGUUCUCUUCCCAAAAGCCAAAGCCAAACAGCUAGCUCUCAAGGAACUUGGAGGAACAGCUUCAUCAAAACUCAAGUUUAAAGAUCAACAGGUUCUUAUGCUUAUCAUAUAUGUUUUUAGUUUCCAAAUCCGUUGGGAAUUAGGGAAAACUAUCGUGCUUCACCAUUAAUUCAUCCCUGAGCAAUGUGAAAUUAGCUUUCGCUUUGAUUAGGUCAAGAUCAAUUAGAUUUAGGUAUUUACUUUCAUGCUGAAUCGUAGCUGAAUUUAAAGACAUGAAGGGUAGGACACACCGUCUCCAGGGUCAUGAUCUGCAUGAGGAUUGGGUGGAUGGCUCCUGGACGGUGGAUUGCGUUUGCGGUGUGAAUUUCGACGAUGGGGAAGAGAUGGUCAACUGUGAUGAGUGCGGUGUAUGGGUACAUACUCGCUGCUCCGGGUACAUGAAGGGAGACGAUUUAUUUACUUGUGAUAAGUGCAAGAGCAAGAACAAUAAGGAUGACAGUGAGGAGACGGAGGUUGCUCAAUUGCUGGUUGAAUUGCCGACUAAAACUAUCCGGCUAGAGAGUAGUUAUGCAGCAAAUGUUCCCCCACACCCGCCCUUGAGGCUUUGGACUGAUAUACCUAUGGAGGAGAGAGUGCAUGUGCAGGGUAUUCCAGGUGGUGAUCCUGCAUUGUUUUCUGGGUUGUCCUCUGUUUUUAUGCCAGAGUUGUGGAAGUGCACCGGAUAUGUGCCUAAAAAGUUUAGUUUUCAGUACAGGGAGUUCCCUUGCUGGGAUGUGAAGGAGUGUGGUGAUAGCGGAAAUGAGAAUGAAAGUACUAUUGAUAAAGGUGCAGGUGUUUUGUUUUCGUUGGCUAAGGAGAGCGUGUUUCCAACCCCUGCAACAGCUUUGGUUGGCAUGAAAGGGAGAGGUGGGGAUGGCAGUUUUGAUAGGAAACAUUACUCAGAGGGAAGGAAAAAUUUGGUGGAUGAGGACAGUGAGGUUAGGCAUUUGCAGGUUGGGGUUAAAAAGGAGAGAAGCUUCCUUCGGCCAGUUGUAAUACAUUCAAGUAAAAGAAAGAAAGAAGAUCUAGGAACAUCCAAAGAACGAAGUGGAAAGAAGAAGGAUAGAGCUGCAUACAAGGAGGUGGAUGCAAAGAAGAGAGGUUCACAUGUUUCUAGAACAGUGAUGCAAAACCUUUGGAAUUUUAUGAAGACAGGUCCAAAGUCUAUCAAGAGUGAUAGCCAGAGUAUUGACAACAAGAAUCUGAGGGACUCUAUGAUCCAGGAACAUGAAUCAGAUUGUUAUAUUUCUGUGGGAAAUGGUGUACAAAAGUCCAAGAACAGUGUGGCAGUGAUUGAGUGCUCCUCAGAAGUUUUAUCUGCUGCCAUUUCUAGACAUAAUUUUCCAAGUGGAACUGGACUGGAUGAAGGGAAAGUUAGCCAUGAAGGUCUAGAAGCAUUUGAGUGUUCUCCCAAAGUUGAUAAUGUAGCUGCAUCAGUGCCUGAACAAAGUGAUGAUGGGAGAAUCCCUGCAGAACAAGAGGGAGAUAACAUGCCAAAUGGUAAUCUGGAUGAUUCUACGGAAGGUUCUGCUGGAAGUGACGUUAAGCCCCCAAAUGACGAUCUGGUUGCCACCGUUCCAGAAAUCAAGGACAAUCAGAUUAAUGGUGAUCAUGACAUGUUUCUGAGUUCUUUGCAGCCUAAUGUUAAAGUAGAUGCAGUUUAUGAUGAUUCUAUGGGGAUCCUGAAUGAUAAAUCUUCGGUUGGUGAUGCGAAAGAUAUAGGGGUUUCUCAUGAUAACAUUGCUGAAAAUUCUAAAAUGAAUAAUGCAGCAUUAAGUGUUUCACCAUCUGGUGACAAAAAGGCUCAAGAGGUUGACAGAACUCCAGAAGCAAUCAGUGAUUGCCAUGCAGGAAAACACAAUGAUUUAACUAGUGAACCCUUUCAGAUUAAACAGGAAUUGGAGGGGCCUGAGGGUUUAUUGUCGUUGCAAAAAUGCCCUUCAGAACCUAAAGCUUUUGGUGAAGAACUCUCAAAUUCUGGUGGAACUAUCUCCAAUUCUUCGGAGUUACCCAGUCAGAAUAAAAUUGUUUUGUGUGUUGGAAAAUCAUCUUCCACUUCAGCCACUGUCAUGGUCUCCAAAUCUUCUGGCUGUGACAACUUUAGAUCUGCUGCUCCUCUGGAUUCUAAUCCUAAUACUAAGCAGCAAGUAAAGUCUGAGUGCGAUUCUAAUAUUAAGAAAGAUCGAGCUACAAGUGAUAUAGUCAAGGUCAACAAUGAAGACAGUCAGGACGUGUCAAGAAGAACAGUAAAUGAGCGUCCAAAAUCCUCUGUAAAUGCUGCUCCAAAACCGUCAAACUCGAGCAAAAUUUCGCAUACAUCUGUUAUUAAGAGAACUAUCUCGGAUUCAAAAGAUUCUGCAAAUUACUCAUCUUCUAAAACAUCUUCAGCUCAGAAUUCCUGUGAGACUACAGGAUCUCCACAAAAUGAAUGUGCUUUACAGGUUCAAAAUAAGGCAUUGGCUUCAGGUUUACCUCUAAGAGGUGAAAAGUUUAAUCAGUCUUGUAGCCAGUCAUCAUCCAAGACAAAUCAUGCAUCAUCUAUGAAUCUGCCCACAUCUACUAAUUCUUCUGCAACAUUAAGCGAUGAAGAGCUUGCAUUGCUUUUGCAUCAAGAACUCAAUAGUUCGCCUAGAGUUCCUCGUGUUCCACGUGUUCGUCAUGCAGGUAGCUUACCCCAGCUGGCUACUGCCGCAGCAACAAGCAUGCUAAUAAAACGUACAUCUAGUUCUGGAGGAAGAGAUCAUAGUUUGGCUUCUAGAAGAAAAAACAAGGAUGCAUCUAAAGAUGGUUUUCCCCGUUCUCAUGAGCCUGAUGAUGAGGCUAAAAAAACUGACAAGGUUCCAUGUUCACCUGAUCAGAAGAGGCAGGAUACAGGAUGUACUGCUGACGAUUUGUCUAAGAGAGAGGAUAAUAGAUCUCCGACGGCAGUACAUUCUGUAAAGAGAAGCAUCCCUCCUGCUUCCACCUCAACUGCAAACAGUGGCCCAUCUUCCCCUACUAAUGUUAAUGAACAUCAUUUUUCUUCUACACGUAAUUCUCCAAGAAAUAUGUCCGAUGAGGAGACGAGCACUGUCCAGGGUACUGUUCAUCGCACUUUACCAGGCUUAAUCAAUGAGAUUAUGAGCAAAGGCAGGCGCAUGACAUACGAGGAACUCUGUAAUGCUGUCUUGCCGCACUGGCAUAACUUGAGGAAACAUAAUGGAGAACGUUAUGCAUAUUCAAGUCAUUCUCAGGCUGUUCUUGACUGCCUUAGGAACCGACACGAGUGGGCUCAGUUGGUGGAUCGUGGUCCCAAGACAAACUCAAGUAGGAAGAGGCGCAAACUUGAUGCUGAGGAAUCAGAAGAUAAUGACUGUGGCAAGGGAAGAAAUGCAAAGGAGGGUGAAAGUAAAAGCCUUGAAUCACAAAGAGAAGAGUUUCCCAAGGGCAAGCGGAAAGCAAGGAAACGAAGGCGUCUGGCACUGCAAGGAAGAGGAAUAAAGGAAAUUAGGAAGAGUCGGAAGGCAGAUUUGCUUACUGAUGAUGAUAGUGGCCCAUUUUCUAAUUCAAGUGAUGAAAGUUUGUUCAGUGAAGAUGAGAUUCGGGGUGGUGGAGGCGGUCCAGUUGGAAGUGAGGCCUCAGCUAGCUCGGAUGAGACAGGGGCAAUGUGAUUGUUAAUGUUUGACUUUUGGUUUUUGGUUUGUGUUGUUGAUUUCAGGAGGAAGCCAGGCUUCUCCUUUUUCUGCUGGGAAUCUGGUAUGGUUAUCCUCUGAUGCGGCUGCCAUUAGUUUUCAGAGCUCAUGGAAUUUUAGCAAGUUAGUAAGUUGUCGCAAUCACUGUUGUAUGAUCCCCGUGGAAUUGUUACUGUUUUUAUGUCAGCCCAGUGAAACCCUAUAACCAGUUGCAUAUUAUCAUUGACCAUCCUGAAUGUCAUUGGUGGUGAGCAUAGUCUUGCAGGGAUGUGGGAUAUUGAGGCGUAGCUGAUUCUGAUAUUGAAAGUUAUAAUACUAGUGUGUGCAUAUGUAAUUUUUGUACUCUUAUAGGGGGCUCCUUUUUUCUCUUUGUUUUUUUAGAGACAGUCAGUGAUCCAUGGGAAUUCUGCAAAAUUUUGUAAAAGCAGCCAGGAAUUACAUGUUUUGCUUGAUGCGGGGUUACGAAUCUCUGUAUGGUAUGUGAUGAAGUCAAAUGUUCCUGAA